AGCACUGACUAGCCCCUCUGUCAAACAGCUUCUAGCCCAGUGGUCAAUUAUGGCAUGCCCCCUGGAUCAGGCCAUUGGCCUUCUCGUGGCCAUCUUCCACAAGUACUCUGGCAAAGAGGGCGACAAGCACACCUUGAGCAAGAAGGAGCUGAAGGAGCUGAUCCAGAAGGAGCUCACCAUUGGCUCUAAACUGCAGGAUGCUGAGAUUGCAAGGCUGAUGGAUGACCUGGACCGCAACAAGGAUCAGGAAGUAAACUUCCAGGAGUAUGUCGCCUUCCUGGGCGCCUUGGCUUUGAUCUACAACGAAGCUCUCAAAUAAAAUGGGAAGGUAGAGAUGCCCUUUGGUGGCCUAUCUCAGCCAAAUCCAGUGGUGGGUAAUUGUACAAUAAAUACUUUGUUUUUGUUACAUCUA
Phodopus roborovskii (desert hamster) is the source of this 412-nucleotide messenger RNA. RefSeq names its product S100 calcium binding protein A6 (gene S100a6). The record is from RefSeq and is a predicted model, not a curated record. The coding region runs from base 50 to 319 and encodes 89 amino acids. Gene Ontology annotation, molecular function: calcium ion binding; S100 protein binding. NCBI's taxonomy places the organism in Eukaryota, Metazoa, Chordata, Mammalia, Rodentia, Cricetidae. The transcript is spliced from 2 exons. Gene Ontology annotation, cellular component: perinuclear region of cytoplasm; nucleus; cytoplasm.